Messenger RNA from Psilocybe cubensis, 735 nucleotides. RefSeq lists its product as uncharacterized. NCBI's taxonomy places the organism in Eukaryota, Fungi, Basidiomycota, Agaricomycetes, Agaricales, Agrocybaceae. The record is from RefSeq and is a predicted model, not a curated record. Gene Ontology annotation, biological process: proteolysis. Gene Ontology annotation, molecular function: metalloexopeptidase activity. The transcript has 9 exons. Bases 1 to 735 code for a protein of 244 amino acids.
AUGGCUUCUAUCGACAAUUCAAGAGAUCACCGAGAAGCAUGCGUCCGAAUCCCUUCAGAAGAUUAUCACGACCAAGGAAUUUCCUCACUCCUGGGGCCAAAAUUCUAUAGUGGGACAAUUGUUCGUAUUGAAGGGUCGUCUACGACUGACGAUAGUGUCGUCGUUAUCGGUGCUCACCAAGACAGCACCAACCUGUGGCCAUUCCUUCCUGCACCUGGGGCUGACGAUGAUGGGUCUGGAACUGUGACCAUCUUGGAAUCCUACCGUGCACUUAUUGCCGCAGACUUCCGACCUACUCGUACAAUUGAAUUCCACUGGUACUCUGCAGAGGAGGGUGGGCUGUUGGGAUCUCAGGCCAUCGCCAAAGAUUAUGAGGACCGCUCCAUCAAUGUCAUUGCCAUGAGUCAGCUAGUUCGAUAUGACGGCAUGGGUCAAGGUUAUUCAUUCUUCCUAUCGCUUGUGAAGAAACUCAACCAUGUUUUCAACAGAGGGGAACACGCGAGGAAGUGGGGAUCAUCACAGACUUCACCGAUGGCGGGUAAGAGAAUCGAACUAGAUUUUUAUGCUGAAUUUUCCACAUUUUCUGAAACUGGGUUUAGCCUCACAAAUUUCAACAAGGCUUUGGUUGACUUGUACCUCGAUAUUCCAUAUGCAGAGACUAAAUGCGGAUACGCUUGCAGUGAUCAGUUGAGGGAUACAAUCACUCUGGCUCCAGCCGUACACGCUGACCAUUAA